AUAAAUUUCUCAAGUUUACAAUGAGAUAGACACAACUACAAUAUCUAGCAACAUAAUAUAGCAAAAAUGGAUUGCAAGAUUUCUUCAACAAAGUUGGCUUGUAUUGUUGCUUAUUUACUUGUUGCAUGCUUUUUUCAACUUCUUAUGGCAAACGAGGAGGUCAAGUUAAAUGAUGAGUUAAACGUCAUACAACUUCCAGAGGCAAACUCAGAGGCACUUGAUGGUGUGAAUCAAGUGUUUGUAACACGAUAUGAUCGACAACAUGUUGUUGGUCCAAAUAAAAUUGGGGUAUGUAUAGACCCACCUCCUUGUGGAUCUGACAGUGAGUGUGCAAACUCACCUUGUGGUCACAGAUGUUUGAGGGAUGGGUGGGGACUUCGUUUCUGUCGUUUUUAAUAUUCUAUGCCAUGGCAUGGAACUCUUCAUGUUUUAUUUUAUCGGAAUAAAAUUGCGUGUAUUUAAAAAUUUGUAAUCACAAAUAUUUAAUUUUUUUUUAAAAAAUAAAGAUUUGUGAUUU
Messenger RNA from Solanum lycopersicum (tomato), 517 nucleotides. RefSeq lists its product as uncharacterized. The record is from RefSeq and is a predicted model, not a curated record. NCBI's taxonomy places the organism in Eukaryota, Viridiplantae, Streptophyta, Magnoliopsida, Solanales, Solanaceae.